Eimeria necatrix is the source of this 5355-nucleotide messenger RNA. RefSeq lists its product as hypothetical. Lineage: Eukaryota; Apicomplexa; Conoidasida; Eucoccidiorida; Eimeriidae. The transcript is spliced from 5 exons. The record is from RefSeq and is a predicted model, not a curated record. Bases 1 to 5355 code for a protein of 1784 amino acids.
AUGAGCUUCGCCUCCCUGCAGCAGGCGCUCUCAAGCAGCGCCCCCCGCCUACGGGGCCCGCUGCUAGAGAGGCCUCUAGUUGGGGCCUUUUCAUUAUGGGGCAUAGCCCUGCAGCCACGAAGCCACCUAGGGCACAGCAGCAGCAGCAGCAGAAGCUGGAGCAGCAGCAGCAGCAGCGAAGGCAGCGGCAGCGGCAGCAGAAUCGGAAACAACAAGGAGCAGCAGCAAAGGCAGUUAGGUGCAGCAAAAGAAGUGGAGUGUUUUGGUGCAGGGACCUCGAGAAGCCCACAUGGUGACGCACACGCAGCAGUAGCAGCAGCAACAGCAGCAGCAGCAGCCAACGCUACAGCAGCAGCAACUGCUUCAGAACGUGCAGCUCAUGCUUUGCCGCAGCGUUCAGAAUUCGAGCAGCAGCUGCUGCUGCUGCAGGAAGCAGAAAGGCUUCACUGCAGCAGGAGCAGCAGCAGACCUAUCAGUCCAAAAGAGUUGCAGCUGCUGCUUAAGGCGCCGCAGCAGCUGCUGCAGCAGCAGUUGCUGCAGCACAGACAGCAGCAGCCCCUGCAGGUGCAGCUGAAGGAUCUGGUGCUGCUGCUUCAGAGCGUUGCUCGUUUGGUUCGCCCCUACAGGCCCCUGCUGCUGCAGCAGCCCCUUCUGCUGCAGGGGGCAGGGCAUCGACCCCCAGCAGCAGCUGCAGCAGCAGAUCCAGCAGCAGCAGCAGCAGCAGAACGAGGAGCAGCAGCACUAGCAGCAGCGGGUGGGCACACUCCUGAAGCAGCAGCAUCAAGCAUAUCGGCAGCAGCAGCCGACAGACCCUCAGCAAGAGAACCGGCUGAAAUCGCAGCAUCAGCAGCAGCAACAAUAGGAGCAGCAGCAGCAGCAACAAGAGUACCAGCAGCAGCAGCCUGUGCUGCAGUGCAGCGUGGCCUCCAAGACGCCCGCCGUGCCCAGACACCCGCUACUGCUGUGCAGCAACUGCAGCGGUUCGUGAAGCAGGUGCUGCUGCUUGCUCUGAGGUUGCUGCAGCAACAGCAGCAGCAGAAGAGGCAGUUGCAGCUGAAGCGGUUACAGCAGCAGCAGCAGCAGCUACAGCAGCAGCAAGAGCCCCACUCGGCAACGCAGAAGGAGCAGCAGCUGAGAACUGAGGCCCAGGUUGUGCUCCCUAGCUGUCAACUGCAGCAGCGACAGCAGCAACGGCAGCAACAGCACCAGCAGCAGACGCUGCUGCUGCAGCUGCUGCAGCAGCUGCAGUCUGUGGGCAUCCACUGCAGCGACUUCACCGCUGCUGCUGCUGCAGCUUUCCAGCAGCAGCAGGAUCUCCUGCUGUCACCAAGCCAGCUGGCAGUGUUGCUAGACAUUUUUGCAGCGUCCUUUGUGGCUCUGCAGCAGCAACGGGAGGCAGCAGCAACAGCGGCAGAUGCUGCUGCUGCUGCUGCCGCUUCUGCUGCAGUUCAGAGUGUGUUUAGGAGGGCCGCAUGGAAGCUCACUCGUCUUUUCCGCCUUGACGCGCAGCAGCGCCGCCUCCUGCGGCAUCAGCAGACACAGCAGCAGACACAACCACAGCAGCAGCAGCAGACACAACCACAGCAGCAGCAGCAGACACAACCACAGCAGCAGCAGCAGCAGCAGCAGCGGCAUGUACUGAUUCUGAGGGCUAGCGAGGUUGCACUGCUGCUGCGAGCCUUCACUCGGGUUGGCCUUGUGGACCUUGAGGUGUACAUGCACCUCGCCUCCACCUACCUGGUCCGGGCACUGCAGCAGCAGCAGCGGCAAGAGCAGCAGCAGCAGCAGCAGGAGCAGCAGCAGCUGCCUGGGGAAGAUGGGCAUGCCCGUUGCCGUCAGCUCAGUCGCUUGUUUGUCGCCUGCGUUGAUGCUAUAGAAACAGCAGCAGCAGCAGCAGCAGCAGAAGCAGCAAACACAGCGCAGCCGACUGCAGCAGCAGCCAUGUUGGAAGCAGCAGCAGCAACAGCAGUGCCGUUGGCAGCAGCAUUCGACGCCGCAGCACCGGGAACGGCAGUGAGUGAAGCAGCCGAUGCCAGAAAAGCAGCGUCCGGAUCAGCAGCAGCAGAAGCAGCAACCACUGCUGCUGCUGCUGCUGCUGCAGCUGCUGCGGCGGGCAAAAUCAGAGCGAAGCCGUCGCUUGCCCGGCUGCUGUCGCGUGCUCUGGCGCCCCUGUGCGGCUGCCUCAGCAGUGAGUUGCUGCUGCUGCUGCCCUCCUUAGCCCCACAAGAAGCUUUGCUGCUGCUGCGGUCUGCCUGCCAGCUGCUUUUGCUGCUGCAGAGGCUGCCGCAGGAGCAGCUGCUGCAGGCCUACACACUAGGCUCGUCGCUGCAGCAAAAGCAGGCCAAGAGGCUGCAGCAGCGGGUUGAUGCUACAGCAGCAGCAGCAGCGACAGCAGCAACAGCAGCAACUGUACCUGCAGGGGUGACAGAACACGCAAUGAGCUUAGCAGCUGCAGGGGGAGACACGCAAGCAGCAGCAGCAACAGCAGCAGCAGCAGCGCUCUCGCUGAAGCGACGCUGCCUGCAAAGCUUGAGACCUCUUUUAGAAAAGCUGGUGCUGCAGCUGGCUGCUGCUGCUCCGGAGCUAUCUCUGCAGCAGACAGCGCGGCUGCUGCCGCUGCUACAGCGCGUUGACUCGCUAGCAGCAAGCACCGCUGCUGCUGCUGCUGAGGCCAGUGCUGCUGCAGCAGCAGCAGCACUGCCUGCAUCGUUGGAGGCACUGCCGCUUGCAGGCCUCAUGCUGAGCAGGUCCAGCUUUUGUCUGCAGCUGCAACAGCAGCUGCUGCAACGCGAGAAGCAGCACCAGCAGCAGAGACGAGAAAGCCUACAGCUUAUUCCCUACGGAAUUGAGCAGCAGCAGCGGCUUUCGAGAGAGCCUGCUGCUGCUGCUACUACUGAUGCUGCUGCUGCUACUACUGCUGCUGCUGCUCUUUCCGUGCUGAAGUGCACAUCGGGGUUUCUAACUACUUCUGCUUGUGGGGGCUGCUGCACACUGCAGGCUCAUGCUGCAGCAGUGUCAGCUGCUGCUGCAGAGUGUUUGCUGCGUCCUGAGGCCUGGAGCUGCUUCAGCCCUUCUCGCCUUGUGACUGCUGCGGGAGUCCUAGCAAAAUGCGCCGCCGCAGCAGCAGCAGCAACAGCAGCACAUUUAAGCCAAGCAGAAGCUGCUUUUGUUCCCUUUACUUACUGUGGCAGCAGCAGCAGCAGCAACGCAAGCCUCUCUUUAGCUGCUGAGAGGGCUGCUGAGAUUUAUGGGGGAGAGGCCCUGGAGGACGACGGUUUCGCGCUGCCUAGCAUGAGCAGCAGGAGCAGCAGCAGGAGCAGCAGCAACAGCAGUGGGGAAAGCGCAACAACAGAGAAAUCGGCCAGUCACUUUGCUGCACCCACUGCAGCAAUCUUCAAAAUGGCACUUGAGGCCCUCUCUGGAGAGCUGCUGCAGCAGCUUCUGAGAAGCAAAGAGUCGCGCUGCAGCAGCUGCAGCGACUUCGGCUCCGCAGCGUCGGCGACCGGAAGUCUUACUGCUGCUGCUGCUGCUGCUGCUGCUGCUGCUGCUGGGCUUGGUCAGGCACUGUCUCUUCGAGAGGUCUCCCUGCUUGUGUCUUCGCUGCUCAGAGCAACAGGCAUUUCUGCAUCAAGGGCCUGGGGGCCCCACACUACGAACCUGCUUGAGGUGUCUUUGACGUGGCUGGAGCUGCAGCAGGCGCUGCUAGAGCCGCAGCACCUGCGGAUCCUGGCAGCUGCACUGCAGCAGCAGCAGCUACCCACUGCGCCUGCAGCCGUAGCUGCUGCUCUUGAGCGCUGCACCGGGACUGCGGCUGCAGCCCUACAGGGAAAGCUUGCGGAGCCUGGUGCUGCUGUCACUGCCGCUGCUGCUGCUGUUGCUGCUGUUGCUGCACCAGAAGAGCUUCAGCCCUUUCCAGCUGCACCUUCGCAUCAAAUUAAAGCUGGAGCCCUCGGCGACCUCGCCUGGAGAUUUCUGGGCGUAACUCGGAGAGCCUACAUGCGCCUAGGAACUCUCAGAAACCCGACCAGUGACAGCAGCAGCAGCAGCAAGAAAAACAGCAGCAACAGCACUGAGUUGGAGCAGCAAAUGGCUGAUAUUGGCUUGGCGCUGCUAGUAGGAUCGUGCCGCCUCAAGCAGCAACAGAAUUUGCUGCUGCUGAACCAAGGCAACGGCAUGGUCAACACAGAGCAGCAGGAGCAACAACAGCAACAGCAACAGCAGCAGCAACUUGUCGAUAUGCUAUGCAGCUACUUAAGCAGAUGCGUUCCAACGGACGCUUCCUUGUUCAUGCGAGCUGCUUCUGCUGCCAGGCGUGUUGCUGCACAGCAGCAGCAAGAGCAGCAACAGCAGCAACAGCAACAGCAAGAGCAGCGACAGCAAAAGCAGCUUCGGGAACACUCGCUGCUACACUCAGGCGUCCCAGGAAGCGAGGCACAUCUCCAGCUUGCUGCUGUUGUGCUGCAAUGUGGGCAAUCUCUUUUGCUGCACCUUAAAGAUGAAGCGCAUACAGCAGCAGCAAAGCUACACCAGGUGGACUGUAGCAGCAGCGCCCAAACGCCUUCGACUGCUGCUGCUGCUUCUGGGGCUGCCGCUGUUGCUGCUGAGGUCGUCAGUGCAGUCCUAGGGUUUGGCAGCCUAAUACGCGCCUUCUCUUUCCCAGGUCAGUCUCGAGUCUCGGCAGCAGCAAGAACAGCAACAGCAGCAACGGCAGAAACAGGAGCUGCAGCAGCAUGCCAUAAUGGCAGCGCAGCAGGAAAGCCCCUCCAACGCCCGGAAGAGCUGCAUGCAGCGGCAGUCCGUGAUCUGCGCGAAGGCCUGCAAACGCUUGCGCUGCUGUUGGAGGCCUGUGAACCGAGGGCUUGUGACACUAACCUUCCUGCUCCUGCUGCUGCUGCACUCUUUCCAACUGCUACUGCAGUAGCUACAGCUAUUGCCGCCACUUCGACGAGUUCUGCUGCAGUGGCAGCUGCUGCUGCUGCUGCCGACUGGCCGCCUGGGAAUCAGCUGCUUGUGCUGUUCGCCCAGCACACAGCUGGUCGCCUUCGGGCGUCUCAGCUUUGUCUCACUUUGUCUUUGUGGCUCCAGUUUUCCGCAGCCAAAGGACAUGAAAGUAAUGGGCACAGAGAGGCAGGAAAGUUGCUGCUGCUUCUGCUCCACCAGCGUCUGCUGCUGCAGCAAAAGGUGGCCCCGUCAGGCCCUCCUGAGGUGACAGCAGCAGAGCUGCAGGCUCCGGUAGCCGCAGCAGAGCGACUGGGUGCUGCAGGGCCCAUCAAGGCUACGCUGGAGCACCUGCUGCAGCAGCAGCACCAGAAGCAGAAGGAGUAUCAGCAGCGGCAGCAGCAACGGGACGUGUGA